This is a messenger RNA of Myotis davidii, 4053 nucleotides long. It is a transcript of the gene ENPP1, whose product is annotated as ectonucleotide pyrophosphatase/phosphodiesterase 1. Lineage: Eukaryota; Metazoa; Chordata; Mammalia; Chiroptera; Vespertilionidae. The transcript has 28 exons. Bases 1 to 3069 code for a protein of 1022 amino acids. Gene Ontology annotation, molecular function: dinucleotide phosphatase activity; nucleic acid binding; phosphodiesterase I activity. Gene Ontology annotation, biological process: regulation of bone mineralization; inorganic diphosphate transport; immune response. Gene Ontology annotation, cellular component: cell surface. The record is from RefSeq and is a predicted model, not a curated record.
AUGAAUGCUGAGAAGUGGUGCAAUGGACAUUUAGCUGCUUGCCGCCUCUCACCUCUUUCUCCCCAUGUUAUUCUCAGUGGGAAAGAGGAUCACUAUGCACAAGGUCAAAAGUGCUUCACUAUCUCAGGUCUCAAGAGGGGGAAAAAAGGAGAGAACAGUCCUUAUCUCGACCUAGUAAUCAAAGAACCUCAGAUGGGCCGACAUCUGCUGGGAACAUUACCAGGGGAAAAGAAUGCUUCUUCUCAUGCUGUCAGUUUCCUCAUAAAGGGAACACCAGGAAGCUCAGAAAGUUUAGGUUACUUGAGAAUAGGGGAUAGUUCACUCUCAGUGGCAUUAACUGAUGCUCAUAAAAGAGUCUGUUUACGAAAGCAGGCUGCUAAAAAGAAUAAUGGGAUCUUUAGAAAUACCACCUGUAACCCACAGAGAGUACAAGAAUUAAAGUACAUUGAGAGGAUAAUUCAAGUUGAAUUAUAUUUCAAAGUUCUUAAAAUUGUUGAUGAGAAAUUCCCUACUGAAAACUAUUCUGAUUGGGUAUUGUCAGUCUGUGUCUUAACAAUAAUCCUUGGCUGUAUAUUUGGGUUGAAACCAAGCUGUGCCAAAGAAGUUAAAAGCUGCAAAGGUCGCUGUUUUGAAAGAACCUUUGGGAACUGUCGCUGUGAUGUUGCUUGCGUUGAACUUGGAAACUGCUGCCUCGAUUACCAGGAGACGUGUAUAGAACCAGAGCACAUAUGGACUUGCAGCAAGUUCAGGUGUGGUGAGAAACGGCUGUCCCGGAGCCGCUGCUCCUGCUCAGAUGACUGCAGGGACCACGGUGACUGCUGCGUCAACUACCGCCCUGUGUGUCGAGGUGAGAAAAGUUGGGUAGAAGAAACGUGUGAGAGCAUUAAUGAGCCACAGUGUCCAGCAGGGUUUGAAACACCUCCUACCCUCUUAUUUUCUUUGGAUGGUUUCAGAGCAGAAUAUUUACACACCUGGGGUGGACUUCUUCCUGUUAUUAGCAGACUAAAAAAUUGUGGAACAUAUGCUAGAAACUUGAGACCAGUAUAUCCAUCAAAAACUUUCCCUAAUCACUACAGCAUUGUCACGGGUCUUUAUCCCGAAUCCCAUGGCAUAAUUGAUAAUAAAAUGUACGACCCCAAAAUGAAUGCUUCCUUUGCACUUAAAAGUAAAGAGAAAUUUAAUCCUGAGUGGUACAAAGGAGAACCGAUUUGGCUCACAGCAAAAUAUCAAGGCCUGAGGACUGCCACAUAUUUUUGGCCAGGCUCAGAUGUGGAAAUUAAUGGAAUUUUCCCAGACAUCUAUAAAAUAUAUAAUGGUUCAGUACCAUUUGAAGAAAGAAUUUUAAGUGUUCUUAAAUGGCUACAGCUUCCUAAAGAUAAAAGACCACACUUUUACACUCUGUAUUUAGAAGAACCAGAUUCUUCAGGUCAUGCCUAUGGACCAGUCAGCAGUGAAGUCAUCAAAGCAUUGCAGAGGGUUGAUAAUAUGGUCGGCAUGCUGAUGGAUGGUCUAAAAGAGCUGAAUUUGCAUCGGUGCCUGAACCUCAUCCUCAUUUCAGAUCAUGGCAUGGAACAAGGCAGUUGUAAGAAAUAUGUAUAUCUGAAUAAAUAUCUGGGGGAUGUUAAAAAUAUUAAAGUUGUAUAUGGACCUGCAGCUCGACUGAGACCCUCUGAUGUCCCAGAUAAAUACUAUUCAUUUAAUUAUGAAGGCAUUGUCAGAAAUCUUUCUUGCCGGGAGCCAAACCAGCACUUCAAACCUUACCUAAAACAGUUCUUACCCAAGCGGUUGCAUUUUGCCAAAAGUGACAGGAUUGAGCCCUUGACGUUCUAUUUGGACCCUCAGUGGCAACUUGCUUUGAAUCCUUCAGAAAGGAAAUAUUGUGGAGGUGGAUUUCAUGGCUCUGACAACCUAUUUUCAAAUAUGCAAGCCCUCUUUAUUGGCUAUGGACCUGGACUCAAGCACGGUCUUGAAGUUGAAUCCUUUGAAAAUAUUGAAGUCUAUAACUUAAUGUGUGACUUACUGAAUUUGACACCUGCUCCUAAUAAUGGAACUCAUGGAAGUCUUAACCACCUUCUAAAGAAUCCUGUUUACACCCCAAAGCAUCCCAAAGAAGUCGGCCCCCCAGCGCAGUGCCCCUUCACAAGGACCCCCAGCGACAACCUUGGCUGCUCGUGUGACCCCUCAAUAUUUCCAGUCAUGGAUUUUCAGACACAGUUGAAUCUGACCAUGGCAGAAGAGAAGGUUAUUAAGCGUGGCACUUUACCCUACGGAAGACCCAGAGCUCUCCAGAAGAGCGGCACUGUCUGUCUGCUCUACCAGCACCAGUUCGUCAGUGGUUACAGCCAAGACAUCCAGAUGCCCCUCUGGUCAUCCUACACCGUGAACAGAAAUGACAGUUUCUCUACAGAAGACUUUUCCAAUUGCCUUUAUGAGGAUCUUCGAAUUUCCCUUAGUCCUGUCCAUAAAUGUUCAUUUUAUAAAAAUAAUGCUAAAAUGAGUUAUGGGUUCCUCUCUCCGCCACAACUAAACAAAGGUUCAAAUAAAAUAUAUUCUGAAGCAUUGCUUACCACUAACAUAGUACCAAUGUACCCAAGUUUUCAAGCGAUAUGGCGCUACUUUCACGGCACCCUACUGCCAAGGUAUGCUGAAGAAAGAAACGGUGUCAAUGUUGUCAGUGGCCCUGUGUUUGACUCUGACUAUGAUGGACAUUAUGAUGCCUCAGAGACUCUGAAACAAAACAGUAGACUCAUCCGUAAUCAAGAAGUCCUGAUUCCAACUCACUUCUUCAUUGUGCUAACAAGUUGUAAAAAUACAUCCCAGACUCCCUCACAGUGUGAAAAUUUAGAUACAUUAGCUUUCAUUUUGCCUCACAGGACUGAUAACAGUGAGAGCUGUGUGCACGGGAAGCAUGAAUCCUCAUGGGUGGAAGAGUUGUUGAAAUUACACAGAGCUCGGAUCACAGAUGUUGAACACAUCACUGGACUCAGCUUCUAUCAAGAAAGAAAAGAGCCAAUUUCAGACCUUUUAAAGUUGAAAACACAUUUGCUAACUUUUAACCAAGAAGACUGAUACAUAUUUUUUUAUUCCAAAGACAGACCAUAAAUUUUUUUGAAAGAACCUUCUGCUUGACACAGUCCUCUGUUCACAGGAUUGCAUUGUUUGGAAACUGAUGACCACAGUUAGAACUGGGACUCCUUUGUUAUACGACCAUCUCAGGGAAACGCGUGGCCUCGGCAUAGCAGUAGGAAAGUGUUCCUAUUGAGUCUCGCACAUGUUUGAAUGUGUAACAGUUCAAAUUUGGGAAUAAAGACAGACCAAACCUAAAACUGCUCUUCUACUUCUCUUAAAGGCAGAAGUAGCCUGUGAACAUUGUCUGGAUACCAGAUAUUCGACUCUUAUUAUCAUGAAUAAACUUUUAUGGAGCUGGCAACAGCAGGAGUAUGAAUAGGAUUGGACUAAUCCAUGUUACAUUCGUAUCUUCACAAGAAUUUAAAAACGAUUCUUGAUGUUUUUUAAAAAGUUAUUUGGAAAUUUCAUUUAUUUUAGUUUUAAUAAAAAAAUUAAUGGAAACAGAAUUUUUCUGAGGUUCUCAAAAGGCAAAAUAUGUAAUCCUCUGUUGUUGGUUGUUUUUUUUUUUUUUUUUUUUAAUUAUGAUUGGGCUCCUCCAGGUUAAAAGGCUUUAACAAGUUAAACUUUGAGGAAGAUCUGUGAAUUGAGUAUGUCAAUCUCUAUAAAUUUUUCUCUAUAUUUGUACCAAAAAAGAAAAAUAUUCCCAUCCUGCUCACUGGUUAUUAACAUAGGUUGAAAACAGCUCUAAAAGUGAUGUGUUUAGACUGUUAAAAAUGUCUUCUCUUGGUGAAACUUCAGAGAACCUGUCAGCACAGGCAUUUGUCAUCGAGAUGGUAGGAAUGUUUUCCUAUGUACUUAAAAAUGACUCCACCAACAGCAGAGCUAUACUGCACUGAGCUGUUUAUUUGAAGUUCCAUAGAUUUGAAGAGGACACGGUACCAUCACUUCCUCUCUCCGUGGUGGUCACAGUAAAUGAACUUGAUU